CUACACCGCCAAGACAAUUUGACUUUGAAUGAUUAUUGACUUAUUCAUCGUCUGCGUGCAAGUUAGAUCGUAUUCCUUCGAGUCAACGUGAGUAUAAAACAUUCGUAUCCCUUCGGUAAAAUUAUAAAAACCAGCUAGGGUAUCCUCGCUUGAAAAUAUAUAUUGCUAUUUUCCUUGAAAAAUUGCCACUGAGAGAAAAAAAUUUCACUGAGCAAAUUAUCUUGCAAUACAAAGUUGAUAUUAAGCCUCAGUGACUUUGUGUUGUAACUGCAUUUACGCUUCGAGGCACAGUCGUCUUUUUAAUGAAAUAUUGUCCAGGAGUCAUGUAACCACUCUUUGUUUGGUUGAUACAAUCCAGAAACUGCGGGGAUUCUGGAUUGCUAUUGCUCGGCAGGUUUCCGUAGCAUCAGUCUUGCAUAGGUUUAUAAAUUAUCUUUUUUCACUAUAAUUAUUAUCUUAUUGAACAUAAGGCAACUCUUUAUGUUAUUAAUUUUUAUAGCAAAAUUAAGGAAAAAUCAAGCCUUUAGAGGAACGUGUAUUUAUUGCAUUUUAUUUAUUUUUUGACAGACACAAUGCAUCUCUUUAAGCACACAAUAUAACAAGCUAUAAAUGCUCUGGCUUUAUACGACAGAUAUUUGGUUUUCACCUUUCAAAAGUCGAAGAGAAAUUGAUUCACUUUAAAUUUAAGCUCAAGCUUUUCAGGGCCCUUUUAUUUGUUUUUCUGCAAGGCGGAAUAUAUAUAGAACUCCAAUUGUGAGCAUUAUAUGUGAAUGAUAAAGUAGACUCUCUUUGUUUACAUAACAUAACACAGUGGCAGAUUUCAAAAAUGCUGCAUGCGUGCCUUUCGAAAAUUGCCAUUGCCAUAGCAGCGAAGUAAAGAGUUUUAUGCUCUUAAGUUAUCUAUUUCUUCCUUUUGCAAUUUUUCGUUUAAGACAACAAUUUAUCGAUCCAUUUGUUUUGAUCAUUUAGUGACUGAUACACAUAUGUAAUGAGAUGCCUGUGUGGUCGGGCUAGUGCUCGAUACGAUUGUUUUUCAAUCCUUUUACGGGAGUAAAUCGAUUCACUCGUUUCAGUCAACUAUGAACUCCAAAAUACCAUAAUGAAUGGGACACAAACACGCUUAUACUAACGCAACUAAAGCUUACACUAUACUUUACAGCUCCAAAGUUCGUUCCUGCCCAACAUCAGUUGGAAAGGGUCCAGUUAGUGAAGUAGCUUUAAACGCUUUGAGCGCAUGUUCACAGAAAACAAGAAAAAAAGGGGAAAGGACAUUAUAAACCGUAAAAGGAAUAAAUAUAUUGGCGCAAAACGAGAAAGGAAAAAGAAUGGAAUUAACUGACUCCUUAACAGUCUGGUCGACAUCUAGACCCCUUCAAGGUUCUCCAAUCUUGUAAACACAAUCGUACAACCGGCUAUUUCGCUGAGGGAUUAUGUCUUUUGUUGUUUCGUUCUUGUGCAAAUAAGGGCUAUUGUUAGUAGAAUUAGUUUUUAUCAUUGAGAGGGGCUUAAAACGCAAUGGAUUUUGGUAAAUGAAUUUCAAUAUAGUUAAAUGGUUGCAUCAAAACUGCCCUGACAGAUGUGUAAGAUCAUAACAUUGUGCUUCAAAAAUAUUGUCAUAGAGACAACCGAGCGAAAACCAAAGUUUUUAUCUUCUCAUCCACUGUCAUAGUAGACAGAUUCUUUUUCCACAAUAGUUUGCUUUUUAUCGACUAUUUUUGCCUUUAAUAACCGUUUUUAUUGCCCAAAAUAAAUCAUCAUUUAGAUUUUUUUUCUGUCUAUACUUUCUUCCCUUUUUUCGGACAUUAAUUCGCCUUUAUUUUUAAUUCAAAAUGGCGUGUUGUUUACCUGUAAAUUGGACAGCAAUUAGAUAUUCCCUGUACAUAUUCUUCUCUAGCCCCCCUCACCUGGCAUUUCAAGAACAGGUGACCUGUUACGAAAUAUGAAGUCAAGAAAUAAAACUCGUAAAUUUAUUUAAUUUUUACGCUGAAAAGACCGAAUGAUUUUUGAUUUCAUAGCAUGUAUUUUAGCCGUAAGCAAUAGAACAGCAGAUAAGAGUCCCUGUUAUAUAUUCUCUCUCCUUCUCCCAGCUGUUUCUAGAGUACACCAAGAAAACCGAAUGAUUUCUGCUUAGCUCGAACAGUAUCGAAUUUCAAAAAUCCAAAAAUCAAUUUUAGUGCAGGUGUAGUUCGUUUUAAUUUGUAUUUUGGAUUAUUGUUUUUAUCGGAAGUACUCCCUUCCGCUCACAUCAGAGUACACAAUUAUGGGGUAUAAAAAAAUAGUGCAUUUGUGCCCCCAGUUCUGUAAACUGUAAUUAUGCCUGAAUGAAAAAACACAUUCUCUGAAAUCGUCAUAAAUUUUGGAGUACCACUAAUUGAAUGUCUUAUUAAAUGUAUAAAUUGAUUCACAUCAGGCCGUUCGCCUUGGCAAUAAGAACUUUCCGUAAGUGAUGAGGCCGACAUACGUGCUUUUUAAAAUGCCACGAAAUGCAACAAAUGUUUUGUUGCUUUUGUAACUACAUUUCGUUUUUUCGUUUAUUCCAUAGAUUGUGAUAGUUUUUAAACCAUCAGCAAUGGCUUUCUGUGGAUGUUUGAAGUCUGGCAGUUUGACUGCUGUUGCCGUACUGGCUCUCUUUGGAUUUUUCACAGACACUUCAGGAGCAGAUGAGCGCGUGGAUUGGAAUGGGAAUCUCGACUGUCCUGAGAAGAUGACUGUUGUUUGGAAGGCACAUCACUCUCGUCCACCCUACGUGGAUAAAACAUUCAACAUUUCCAGUCAUUAUAGUGGAAUUCUUCCAGGUUAAGUAUUUGAAAUUUAACCGUUUCACUCUUAAUAGUGGCAAAAUACAAGUUGUUGUUUUUUUCUACAAUCGUAAGUGAAAAACAGGGGCACCUAAGGACUUUUUCUGUAAAAUAUCUGUGCGGAGAAACAAAUGUUGGCUAGAAUUUUCUAUUACUUGAGGACAGCUAAAAAUUUCUAGAUGAUCGUUCCAUUCAUGCAUGUACAAUCCUCGUAGCUUAUGUAACAAAUUCCGUACAAGUUUUUAAAGUUUAAUUUUUCACAUUUUUCUCCCAAGGCUAGGCUCUUUUUCGUAGAAAAAUGGAAACCUAAAAUUUUCGGAUUCAAAAAUGUGAUGGAGAGGGGAAUCAGGAAAAUUCUCACUUAUGUAAUACGUUAAAUUGCAUCUAAAAUUUUCGGGAAAAUAAUACUGAAGCCCUUGUAAUUUCGAGGACUCACGUUCGCCUAGAACGACCGAACAGAUGUAAAUUUUAUAGCGCCGCUUAGAAUGCAUUUCUGGAGAUCUAAAAGCACUCUGGAUAGCUUAAAGUGUUUUCAAUAUUUCAACAACAAUUUAGGAGGAAAUCGUCGUUGGGUGCCCCAGUGAAAAAGUACCAUUCAUCUGAAUGGUCACACUACACAGGGGGGUUUACUUUCUAAAUUAAGUAAGAAUCAGACAAAAUGUCUCCUCGCAGCUCGCUUUUCGUGAAAGGUAACACGAUUAAGCUUUUUUAUCUAUCUAAAAUCUGUGGUGAGUGCAUGCGCUUAUUGACUCUGUUUAAAGCCCAAAAAAACAGUGAUCGCGUUAUUUCAGUAUUUAUAGGGUUUUCAGUUGCAGACAGAGCAGUAGAUUUACUAUAAUGGAGGAUGCUUUUGUGCUUUCGAUUACGAUUAUGAAAGAUAUAUUUUGUUAGUUAAAACAAAAGGGAAGUAAUUAUUCUUAGCUUGGAGAUAUUCGUUGAUAUUUUAGGGGCGACAUGCACUGGAUUUUUGCUCAUACUGUAACCAUCGUGUUUUCCGUUUUCAUAUAAAAUAAAGAUGUUUUGUGAAUCCGCAUACUGUAAAUUUAAUACGAGUCUAGGCACCUAAUGUUUGCGAUCUUAAUUUUUUAAAAAGAUGUCCAUUACGACACGCUCAACUUAAAUGUAACUGGUAAAGCAAACUAAGCACAGAAAUAAAGACUACUGACGGUUUAUUUUUCCCUUUUCAAAUUUGAAAAAAGAAUGAUCAUAUUUUUAUAGACACGGGAAAUCAUGCAUAUUGGAUUUUAGAUACAAUUUUGGCAAAAAUGAAUCUUUAUUAGCGAACGUUUUUGGGACGUAUUUAUCAAACAUUUGGAACCAUAAAAGGAAACAUGCGGCAGUUUUUGCAUUUUUAGUUUACCACAAACCUCUCAAAUUGGUUACUAACAAUAAAAAGUAAAAAACAAAGCAAAUUAUACUGCGUGACGUGUUUUGAUAUCUGAUGAAAAACUCUUUUUGGGGUCCUUAUGCCCUCGUUAAAUGUUAUUUUCUUGAAACUGGGUGCUUAAUUGCAAAAUCAACCACCUCGAUGGUCAUCAAUGGCUAUUGCUAGCGUCGUAGUUUCAGUUCUUUCUCAGUGGUUUAUAAGUGAUGAAACACUGCGUCGUGUUUGAUGUUAAACUUUUAGAUCAUUUUUCGACAAGUUGUAGAAUUAGAGUGCACCACGUACAAAGACAGAUGGGGAAUCUGUGGUCUGUGCAAUACCACUUUUGACAAAGAUCAGUUUAAUUAUGACUUGCGUCGCCUCAAUCAGUGCAAAAACACUUUUAACAACUUCUGUAUAUCUAGUGUCAAAAUUUUCAAUUUUCAGUUCUGUCCAUAAAAUAUAGUGGUCGAAAGACAGGAAGACUUUUUAGGCAUUUUAAUUUAUGCAAACAAUAAUUUAGUAGCAUAUUGCGUGCCUCUGUUGGGUUCCAGCAGACAAUCGAUCAAUCCUACUCAUUAAUUGUUUUACAAAUGUAUCUAUCUGGCGUUUUAGUUUAGACCUUAUUGUACUUUUUUAGAGAAAAUGUAAGAAGACUUUCCACCCUUAAAUUUUCAUCAAUGACUCUCUUUGGUAAAUAAGGUCCACCUUUGACUUAUCUCUCAUUAUUUCUUGGAGAACCUUCGCGAUACGCUGAAAAGUCCCCAAACCCCUCACAAGUUAAAGGAAAAGCUUACCACAUUUUAUUGAUGAUUCAAGGGUGACAUUAGAAUCUUAACUUAAAACCUACCUUUUUAGGAAUUUUUGUUUUAGUCAUUAGGAAGAUUUAUUUGAUUUUAUGUGUGUUUUAUUCAAAUUUAAAUCUAUUUUAAUCGAUUUUAAUUCUAAUUUUUUCACUUUGUUAAGGGCCUAGAUCUAUUACUGGAUAGGCGCUAUAAAAAUGUUAUUAUUAUUAUUGUUGUUGUUGUUGUUGUUAUUAACGAGACGAGUCAGGUUUAUGUUCGUCAUUAUAAAUAAUAGUCAGUCAGCGAGCAGUGAUUUCGCCCCAGUCGUGGCCGAUUUGCAAUAGAUAGAUUGUUAAAUAUGCUCAGCUCGUAAACAAGCGUUGAAACAAAACUAUGGUCAUACAGCAAAAACACAAAACUAAUUGGAAUUAAUUUUCAUGAAUUUCAUUUUUUUUCGCAGAUUUUCUUGAGUUCUUUUUGACUGAGUGUUGCCGAAAAAGGGUCAAUUUGGUUUACAACGAUUCUGAUACAGCUGAUUCAGAUUUAUUUCUCCCAACUAUCGUCAAUCUUGAAGCUGACUGCAAUACCAACAAACCAACAAAUCUUGUUCCUAUUGUGCCAAAUACGGGGAUAGCGUUCGUAGUUGUUAAGAACAGUAAAAGUAACCAAUCGAUGGGAAUGUGGAAAUCCCUUUUAGCAACGUGGCCUGUUCUUGUGCUAACGCUCUUUUUGUCAUUGAUCGCUGGGAUGAUUGCGUGGUCAUUGGUAGGUUGAAUUAAUAAAUAGUCUUUUGGCUCCUAACAAUAUUAGGGCGUAUUAUAUCUGGUCUUUUGAACUGAGCAUUGACUUUUAGGUCCCAAUUGGUCAUAUCAUAGGUGCAACGUUAAAGUGAUGUGGGAUGUUUUUGUUUUAUUCCAGAAUCAUGAGACAAGAAUAGCUAAAGAGACCCUAGCCUUAAUUUGAGGUCUUAAGGUCGUGAAAAAUAUUCCAAAGCGAUAAUUCAAGCUCUCGAAUCAGUGAAAGGCUAAGAUUUGUGCAAAUGACUGAUAGUCAUAAUAAUUCUUUGAAUUACCCUCGGCAGUAUUUGAAGCUUAAUGCAUGGUUAGUGAGGGCGAGAAAACUACUGAAACAAAAACAAAACAAGGUUAAGAAUCCCAGUUGGCCGGAAACAAACAUCAAACAUGUUGGCUAUUGACGUGCAAGCCUGCUCUUACUGUCAGGGCGGAAAUGGAACACGGGUCCUCUGGAUUGCAAGUCCAAGACGUAUACUCUAGGCUUAUACGUCGACCGAUAUAUUUACUAGUUUCUAACGUUGAUACAAUUUUAAAAUAAUCUGUGAAAACAGCUGAAAGUAGCUGAUCGUCUUUGGACUUGUUUUAGGAGGCCAGGAGAAAUUCAGAGAACUUUCCUUCUUCAUUUUCUAAAGGAACUUGGGAAGGUUUUUGGUGGGCGUUCAUAUCUAUGACCACAGUAGGGUAAGUUGUAGUAUGUUCUUGUUGUUGUUGUUGUUUUUUUUUAGUGCUCCAUUAAGGUACAUCACUAGAUGUUGAAACCCAGAAUCAGAACCAAGUAAUAGCAAAGUUACAAGGUUUGUUACACGGUUUGGGCAAUUGCGAGCCUGCGACUGAGUAUAAGGCGCUUCUAGGAUAAAGGGCUAAGAGAGAAGCGAAGAGGGUAGAGAGCUAUUACUCCCUCCGACCUUAACCUCCCCUCUCCUUAUGCAGGUAUAAGUGUUUGGACGGAGAAGGGAUGGGGGGGGGUGAGUACGAGCAAAGGUGUAGCAUGUGAUUAUUAUUUUUUUUUAUUUAUUUAUUUAUUUUUUUUGCUUGUUUGCAAAGUUUUGGCUAAAUUCCCUACCCUCGGGACUGGAAAAUACUAAAAUUUUGAUAAAAUAUUCCUUCGCCUCAGUUUGGAGCAAAAUUUGAGGUCAAAAUCCCCAGAGACGAAACAGAGGAAGUGUUCAGAUGCCAUUCCUAAGCCCAUUUCCCCCUCCCCCUCCCCUCAGCUGCAUAUUUCCUAAGGAAGGCCUCAGGCUAAGCAGUUACCCAAUAAACUUCGCUUACUUGACAAGUUUUGCAGGUUUGACUGAAAACGUACAUUUUUUGACUUGUAAAAUAAUUACCGAUGGGGGGGAUUUCGAUAUAAAAGUGACAGGUAUGCUCGUCGUCUCUCUUAGGGUUGUAAUUGCAGAUUUUAGUCUCACUUAGGGUGUUUGGGACGAAAAGUCACAAUAUUUGCCCAUUCAGGCAUCGCUUAGGGCUGUGCAUAAAGAAAUGUACAAAAACUGCCGUGACACUGACUUCACAGAAAUCUCAUUUUUAAAAAAGAACACAACAAGCCCGUUUCUUUUUUUUAUAGAUCCUUAACUCUUAUUAAGAUGUCUGUUUUAGGGGUCAGUUUAAGCUUGAGCCACACCCACAUUGAUCUCCCUUAGGGGUUCAAUUUUAAUUUUCCGACGAGCACUCCCGUCACUUUUAUAUGGGAGUCCCCCCCACCCCCUCCGGCCGGGUUACCGACACUGUUGGAAUGACUGAUAUAACAGUUAUCUCUCGCAAAUUGUAGUAAUUCAGUUCAAAGCUACAGUAUAUAGAGAUCAGAUGUGGUAAAUGGGAAAGGGCAGACAGUUUCAUUUACGAUUUUAAUAAGCAAACCUUUCUUGCCCUGGGGACGAGGUUGACCAAUAUUCACAAGCCUUCGUGACUAUCUCGAAAAUUUGUAAGUCUGGUAUUCCUUUUUUGUCAUAGAUUUUUUUCACAAGAUGUUACAAUAAGAUUUCAAAGAACCAUUUUUUUGAAAACCGGCAGGUUAACCGCAAUUGUUAAUUGUAACCUUAAAUUAAUGCCCAAUGUUGUUUUAACUUCCUUUUAGAAAUUCUCGUUUGAAGUCAAGACUGUUUUUCCCUCUAUUAUUCAAAUUAUCAUUAUUAUUACUUAGUUUUUUCCCAUUCUGGCACUCGACGAAAAUCAAUAUGGCCUUCACUGGAAACGAUAUUAGUCCUUUGAGACAAAUUCUCCCUUCAGAAGCGUCGUUUUCGAUACUUUUCCUUGUUUCAGGUAUGGAGACCGUUGUCCACAGUCAGUUGGUGGUCGGCUGUUCGCUGUUUUUUGGAUUUUAGUUGGUAUUUGCGUCUGUUCCGUUUUCACCGCAUCUUUGACAAGUUCUUUGACCACGCUCUCAUUGGAAACUAAAAUCAGCUUGCCAGGAGCGAGGGUAAACGAUUAAUAGCCAAUAUUAUGAGCUGUACGAUGAUGAUGAUGAUUAUUAUUGUUAUUAUUCUAAAUAUAUAAAAAAGGAUUUUAAGCAUUUUCCGUAAUGAUUUUGGGUAGAUGGUCAUUCGGCUUUGGCGAAUUAUUUUUUUGCGCUAAACAGUAGUUAUGUAUAACCGGUCUUUAAAUAUCAAAAGUUGUUUGUGCGAGACGGACAUCUUUUUUCACGUGAACAGUUAUUCAUUCAGUGUUUGGGUAUUUUCUUGUAUUUCUCCUGUUCUGUAGGUCGUGACCUUAAUCAAUUCUAUUGGAGCUACCACAGGAUUUCGAAAUCAAGCGAAUCUCACCCGUGAGUGUUCAAUGCGAUCACAUUACUGACCCACAACAUUUAAUUAACUUUAACUUAAACAUUAUAUAGUAGCUAAUUACAUGCAGAUUAAGCGUAGUUUAGAUUAGCUGGUGAUGUAAUUUCGUUUAGAAAGUGUCGUCAGUUUCAUCAUUGCAUACUAGUCACUCUUCUUCUUUUCUCUUUCAAGGCGUGCAAACGGCAAGAGAAAUACAUGAGCAGUUGGAAAGUGAAAGUGUCCAAGGUAUCGAUUUUGCCUUCUUCAAUAGAGAGGAGAAGCGUGUCGUCACGUAACCAAAAUUUCUGAAUUACAGAAAUAGGGAGCUUAAUCAACGACAUACAAUGGCGGCGGCGGCGGCGGCGGCAACGAGAACGGCUAAAAAGCAAUAGGUUUAGAUUGGCAAAACAACAACUCUGCACGUGCAUCACGCUUUUUUGUACAUUUCUUAGCCGUCCUGGCACGACUGCCAUAUGAACUUCCUAAUUUCACGCGCCCACUCUAUGGAGUUCGUAAACACAACACAAAAAUUGCCUUUUCUUGUGGUAAACUUAGAGAAAGAAAAUGUUGCCAACAUUUGGCAAAAUAAUUGAAAGUGAAAAAGAUUGAUGAAGUUUGAUACAGUCAGAAUUCACUUUGAUGCUUUUGGUUUGUCAUCCAGAAUUUUUUUCGUUACCAUGGCAACGGGGCAUAACGACUUUUCUCUAUUGUUAUCCAAAUAUUUUCAGUAAAUGUAUAGCCUGCGUAGCUGGAGUCAAAUUUGUACGCUUGAGUGUACAAAGUGAAUAUGCCCCUUAAACAUUGAUUUAGAAAUCAUCCUCUCUUAUUGGUGCCAUUCUAGUCCUAGCAGUAUGUAGGAUGUUUGUCACAUGAUUAAACCUAGUUUAGUGACCUUAGCUUCCACUAGUCUCCUGUAGCUCAGUGGUAGAACAUCUGGACUGAGUAACCAGAAGUUCAUAGGUCCGGCCCCUAUUGGGAGUACUUGGAUUUGCUGUUCCGAGCCGGAUGUGUCUCUGACUGAAAAGUCAUAUUUCUCAACUACAGUGCAUGUGGAACGAUGUUAAAAUAAAUUAAGGGCCUGUUUGCAUGGAGAGAGGGUUACCCUUGUGCUAGAGUUAUCCUAGCAAGCGGCUAAAAGUUAGCUCUGGUUUUACGAGCAAAUUUCACAGGUGGGGUACCCUCCUCCCUUGUAAACAGGGCCUGAAACGUGACCCUUUUUCGUACCUUUACUUGAACACAUUUUACUGCUUGGAAGUACAAAAAUGUUUCUGCCGUGUCCUCUCGUAGGUUAAUAUAGACUACGUUCAAGUAUUACUACUAUCCAGCUUAACACAAACAAUCAAUUGAACUAUACUGACCGUCUUUUAAAUAACUUGAUUUCUUCUAUCUACAGGAGCUUUAAUGGAUGCCUAUUCACUCGUUCACUUCAGAAAAUAUUAUCCAACAAAGAAGCUGCAAGUUCAGGAAAUAAUUGCACAAGGAAAACUGGAAUAUGGUGUAAAAGUUAAAAAUAUUGAGUUAGCCAAUUGCUUUAGAGAGAAGAGGUACACGGAGGAAUCAAGUUUGCAGGAGAUGGCAGAGUUUACUCUGGGUAGCCCAUUAACGGUAAGCGUAUUACUUCAGAAAUGUAAGUUACUUAUUAUCCAUCUCUGUAGAGUUUUAUCUAUUCAUUUACUUACGUAUUUGCUGAUACAUUUGCUUACAGCAGUAGUACUCAAUAGAAUAUGAGUGUUAACUUUAAGACGAUCGCAAAUUGUAGCCGCAGGUUAACCUUUUCCACCUCGUAUAUUCAGUAGACAAACCAAACUAAUGUGUGAAUGAGAAUUGGUGAAUUCAGUUUGCAAGCGAUACGCAGUAGAUGACGAGAUCACCGUUUAAGCAUGCACUAUCAAGCCAACUCUUGCAAUAAUCAUUGGAAUGUUUCGCUUUGAUAUCGGUAUCGUCAUCAUCAGUCAUUAUUAUAGUGAUCGCAGUAAGAUUGAAAUUUAUCAGAACUAUAUCUCACUUUUAUUUCUAUUGUGUAUUUAGAGUGCGCUGGGUGACGAAGACAAAGAGGAGCAGAGUAACCUCUUCGACCCCGAAGGUCUGCUGUUUUUUCCGAUGCUGUAUACUUGCGUGGGAAUAACGGCCGUCUUUAUUGUUGGUGGAGUGUUGUGGGACCUUCUUCAUAAGUGCAGUCUUAUCAAAAAUAAAGGUUUGAAUUCAGCCCAACAGAUUUUGUUAGCCAUUCAAACUUCCAUUACCCUACGAGCAGAGCCUUCUGUCGUCUUGAGGGGGAGGAGAAAGAGACGCUCUCAUAGUUAGUAUUAGAAUUUACCAAAUCAGUGAAUACCAAUUUUUGCGCGUUUUGAUUGGCUCCCGUAACUCGGAAUAUCCUUGGCUAUUCACUGUUUUGCGACCAGAGCCAAGAUGGCGUCUCGUUUUAAGACAUUUUGGGAAGACGGAAUUUGAGCGAUAAAUGAAGAAAUACCAGAAAAAGCGACGAUCAUUGGCUUGUCAGUGUUUACUGGUAGGUAGUAAAUUAUUUUCAAGCUGAAUUUGCGACAAAAGUCGUAAAAAUCACUUGACAAAAUCGCCGAAAUGUUUGUAAAUUGUAAACAAAGUUCCUACUAAGUGACGUUUUUAAUUUACAGAAGUUUUUUUCUUCAUUUUUAUCCAACUGAUGUGGUAAAUACUAAAACAACUAUUCCCCUCAGGGUAUUCACCUCCCCCUCGUGGGAUAGUUGUAUAAUAUAGCAGUUCAUGAGGGCGGACGUGUUUCUCUGAUAUUCGACUGGAUUUCGACAAUCGUCUUGUACCGUUUUUUUUUUUUUUUUUUUUACUUCUUCGUUCAUGUACGUUUUUUUCCUCCCUUGUCUUCGUUUGUUUGUUUUUUACAUUGUUUUGUACUUGUGUCUCCAUGAAACAACUUCUUUAAUAUUCAUAAUUUAUCUAUAAUGCCUUCCAGCUAAAAUAGCUUUUUAGCUAUUUUCUAGGUGUCUUGUACCUUACAUAAGUAGUAUUGCCUUUUUAUGUCUUUUUUUCUGUGUAAUAAAAUUCUUAUCGUCUUCUCUGCCUGAAUCGCGUAAAGCGUUUGAAGUCGCCGCAGCCCCAUGGAACUUCUGGACUUGUCAAUCUUGUUUUCUCUCUUCAAACGGGUUUGAUAAACCGUCAAACUGGUUUGAUAAACCGAGAUGGUCAUAACUGAUGCCGCUACACCACGCACACGGCUAUUACAAUUAAGCCUGAAUUCGAAACUAUAUCCAAGCAACACACAAUAGAGCAUACUCAAACAAAAGGUCUGAUUUGAUUCAUGCAGAGUCUUUCUCAAGCGGAAGAAAGGCUCAGCUGGUAACCUGAACUUUGGGUAAUGAAUAAAUGGCGUUCGGUAUUGAAUUACAACUUUGUGCCAAAAACGAAAAUUCAUCUGAUGAACAUGAUAUAAAUGAAAAAGUGCCCAAUUCCUUAUCAUUAUGCCGCGUUUUUGUUUUCUUUCGGUUACUGAAUCGUGGCUAAUCUGGGAUCAGUCGUUUAGUCUUAUCUUUAAUUUUUACGUUCUAAUUAUCGCUAUUCAGAAGUAUGAGUAUACUUGCAAAUUAAAUAUUCCAGAGUGUUAUUUAACUGAAAACAAAACACGAUGAAGCCAAGGGUGUAAAAACAUUGCUGUAGUAAUUUUGCCAUGAAGCGCUGGGUUAAGAAAAUAAUUAUGUUUCUCUUGCUUAAACGUCUAAUACAUAAGAAGCUUUUGCUCGUUUUCAGAUAUUAGCAAAAUGCACAACAUGACAGUUUCUUUCAAGAAAGGAAACCUUCUCGGUCGACAUGUCAAGUGUUAUAUAAGUAAAGAGAAGUUACAGGAACUUGAGGACAAAAUUCAAGAUGUCAAUCAAACAUUGGACGUCUUGAAGAAUGAAAUCGUAGUGGACAGAAGAUUCACACACAAGAACCAGAAUGGCAACGUGUGCAUCUAAAUUUUGGAGAACAUUUGCUAAUAGAUCAUCGAGGUGCAUGGCGUGCAGCGGAGGUCGGUGAAGCACACUCUUUCAUGGAGAGGACUGUCUUAGUCUUCGUCGAGUUUAACACACCUUUCUCUAAGUUCAGCAACAGACCUAGCGAUACAAGUGUAAACAGUAAUCCAAGGAAAAAUUUCCCCUGAGUGCAAAAUCAGUUCAGUGUCAUAGAUAAAGUAUUUUCUCAAUUAAACCCUCUCGGCGUUUGUUUUAAACUUGCCCUGCUGAACCCGACAUUUGUUUGAAUGAGCAGUUUAUGUGGGCUCGUUAGUACGACAAGAAAUGGUUUUUCUUCUCCUUUUUUCUUAGCAGUCGUGUAUUUUCCCUUUCAACUUUAAGUGUAUUAUGCGCCUGAUAAAUGCCUGAGGAAGUUAUUUUCAGCUUCCUGGUUUAGACCCGGCGUUUAUUAGCUAAGAGCACAGCGUUUAAUCGAGAAAAUAAGGUUACUCUGUCUUAUCUGUAAGCGCUAUGUUAAGGGAAUGGUCGCUUUCGUAUCUAAAUUCGUCGACUUAAAAUUUGUCCUUGUUUGUGUCUAGGAGUUACCUCAGCCAUAGGUCUGAUUAACCCUGUAAGCCCUGAGUAAUUAGCAUCAAAUUUCCUUUGUAAAGAAAGUGAAUGUCGGUUAGCACUGUCUAGGAAACCUGAUAAAACAUUAUACCAUGCAUGGCUGGUGAACAGCGCAACAAUAGCACGACGAAAAAGCGAUUAAACUGUUCAGCAGUUGGCGCUAGUUUUAAAUAAAAGC
This is a messenger RNA of Porites lobata, 13227 nucleotides long. The record is from the annotation of a GenBank genome assembly. Lineage: Eukaryota; Metazoa; Cnidaria; Anthozoa; Scleractinia; Poritidae.